Molecule: messenger RNA, 1022 nt
Organism: Emiliania huxleyi CCMP1516
Lineage: Eukaryota; Haptophyta; Isochrysidales; Noelaerhabdaceae
Exons: 2
Coding region: 1-963 (320 amino acids)
Source: RefSeq, a predicted model, not a curated record
AUGAGGACGCACUGGCACCGGCUCGGGGUUCACAUCGAGACCGAAUCGGAGGCACUGGCCGACUCACCAGCGUCGUGGACGCGGCUGCCGCGUGUCAGCGUCAGACGCGAGAACCUCACGCGACGCGCCUCCAUCGUCAUUGUUCGCACCACGAGGACGCACCGUCACCGCACGGCGGUGUCCUUUGAUCCGUUCCUCCUACGACUCCUGCUGCUCUUCAUCGCCGCCGGCGCCGCCUCGGCGCUCACCCUCGGCAUCGCUAGGCUUGGCUCGCGCGCUGCUGCAAUGGGCACCAUGAGUGAGGGUCUCGAGAGCCACAGCCACGUCGCCAGCCACCUGCGCAGCGCACCGGUCUGGGCAGAGAGCGCGGCCAAGCUCGUGAGCACCGACGUUCGGAACCUGGCGGCGCAGCUGAGAGAGACGGUCGCCGUCUCGGCGUGGUCGGCCGAGGAGGAUGGCGUCUCCGUCUUCGACGCGCUCGCCGCGGCGGCGCUGCACCUCGACGAGUGGGGACGCUCGCGCGCGCCCAUCGUGCACUGGGGCUCGUCGCUCUGCCUCUCGGGCCUCGGCGUCGCGCCCGCCGGCGCGCCGCCGCCGCUCAAGGAGUGCCUGGCGCCGCUGACGCGCGACGUCACGAAGCUGCUCGGCCGGUGCCUUGUCAAGUCGCCGUGGCGCGUGUGCCGGCUGGCCCUCCGGUACGUCGCCUUCGUGUGGACUCGUGCGCUGAGCUCGGCGGUGAGGCAGCCGGAGGAGUGGGCGAGGCGCCGCGGCCACCUCCUCGCAAGCCUCCUAGAGGAGGUCAACGGCCUUCUCAGCGGCGGCGAGCAGGCGGAGGAGGACCCGCUCGCUGCGCUUGGCGCCGAGAUGGGCUCCUGCGUGAGGCGGGCGGCGUCGGCGCUCAACGGCGCCGCUGUCGCCGCCUACGAGCUCUCGACUUGCCUGAGCAACGGCGGAAUUCUGUGAGCUGUGAGCUGCGAGCGUCGGCGGCCGGCAGAUUUUAUGUGUUGGAGGCACGUAUGUUA